AUGGGUUAUAACAUUGCUAUGGCUUGCGAUUUCUUCUUUCCGCAACCAGGAGGAAUUGAAAGCCAUAUUUACCAACUUUCGACAAAGUUAAUCGAUCGCGGCCACAAGGUCAUCAUUAUAACGCAUGCCUAUGAAGGUAGAACCGGCGUGCGCUACCUUACGAAUGGGCUGAAAGUCUACCAUGUGCCUUUCCUCGUUAUAUACCGCGCCACAACGUUUCCGACGGUCUUUUCGUUCUUCCCGACCUUCAGAAACAUCAUUAUCAGGGAGCAGAUUGAAAUCGUACAUGGCCAUGCGAGUUUGAGUAGUUUUUGCCACGAGGCAAUUCUGCAUGCGAGGACUAUGGGACUACGGACGGUGUUUACGGAUCAUUCGCUUUUUGGGUUUGCGGAUGCAGGGAGUAUCCUGACAAACAAAUUGCUGAAGUUCACCUUGAGUGAUGUUGACCAUGUUAUUUGUGUUAGCCAUACCUGUAAAGAGAACACAGUUUUAAGAGCGUCGCUUGACCCCUUGAUGGUCUCAGUUAUACCAAACGCCGUUGUCGCCGAGAACUUUCGACCUUUGUCACAUCCAGCAUACUCGAAUGGACCCGAUAACCAGUUACAAAAUUUUAAUGCCCAGGCAGCUACUCCCCUACCUCAUUAUCUAGGGCCGAACGAUACCAUUACAAUAGCUGUUAUAUCGAGGCUAUUUUAUAACAAGGGAACUGAUCUGCUUAUUGCAGCUAUCCCGCGGAUACUCGCAGCCCACCCAAAUGUAAGGUUUAUCAUUGCGGGUUCAGGGCCCAAAGCCAUAGACCUCGAGCAAAUGCUGGAAAGGAAUGUUCUCCAGGACCGCGUUGAAUUGCUUGGGCCAGUGCGACACGAAGAGGUCCGAGAUGUUAUGGUGCGAGGACAUAUUUACCUCCACCCAAGUUUAACAGAGGCAUUCGGAACCGUGAUUGUGGAAGCUGCGAGCUGUGGCCUUUACGUUGUUUGCACCCAAGUUGGUGGUAUUCCGGAAGUCUUGCCAGCACAUAUGACCGUGUUCGCAAAGCCGGAAGAGGAUGAUUUGGUGGCGGCAACGGGCAAAGCCAUCGCUGCUCUACGUGCAAACAAGGUUCGAACGGAGCGCUUUCAUGACCAAGUGAAGAUGAUGUAUUCUUGGAUAGAUGUUGCCCGCCGAACAGAAAGAGUCUACGAUGGAAUAUCUGGCGUUCUUAGCGAGGCAGAAUUCUACGGAUAUGAUGCCGCCGACGCUGCGAGUUGGAGCGCUACGAGGGGCCGUGCGGGUGUGCAAAGCUUCGCUCUCAUUGACCGACUAAAGAGAUAUUACGGUUGCGGCAUCUGGGCAGGGAAGCUCUUUUGCUUAUGCAUGGUUAUCGAUUAUUUGAUCUUCCUUGUUCUCGAAAUGUUGGCUCCGAGAGAAAACAUAGAUAUUGCGAGGAACUGGCCGGAGAAGACGAUUAAUAAGGCGGAGAGGGAACGAGAGAAGAAAGAUAGUAUCGGAUGA
Molecule: messenger RNA, 1491 nt
Organism: Pseudogymnoascus verrucosus
Lineage: Eukaryota; Fungi; Ascomycota; Leotiomycetes; Thelebolales; Thelebolaceae
Gene: GPI3
Product: Phosphatidylinositol N-acetylglucosaminyltransferase gpi3 subunit
Exons: 2
Coding region: 1-1491 (496 amino acids)
Biological process (GO): GPI anchor biosynthetic process
Cellular component (GO): glycosylphosphatidylinositol-N-acetylglucosaminyltransferase (GPI-GnT) complex
Molecular function (GO): phosphatidylinositol N-acetylglucosaminyltransferase activity
Source: RefSeq, a predicted model, not a curated record